CCAAUACACUUACACGCACACACGUUUUCAGACAAAUAAUAUCAAUGGAGAAGAUAUCAAAAUUGCUAGAAGACAAGCCAGUGGUUAUAUUCAGCAUGACUUCAUGUUGUAUGAGCCAUACGAUCAAGUCGCUUAUAUCUGGCUACGGUGCGAAUCCAACGGUAUACGAACUAGAUGAGAUGUCUAAUGGAUCAGAGAUUGAACGAGCAUUGGUCGAGCUUGGAUGCAAUCCGACCGUGCCUGUUGUCUUCAUAGGGCAACAGCUCAUAGGUGGUGCAAAUCAGCUUAUGUCUCUUCAAGUAAGGAACCAACUAGGUUCCGCGCUCAGAAGAGCCGGAGCUAUAUGGAUUUAAG
Molecule: messenger RNA, 354 nt
Organism: Brassica oleracea var. oleracea
Lineage: Eukaryota; Viridiplantae; Streptophyta; Magnoliopsida; Brassicales; Brassicaceae
Product: monothiol glutaredoxin-S1-like
Exons: 1
Coding region: 45-353 (102 amino acids)
Source: RefSeq, a predicted model, not a curated record